AUGCGGAAUAGCCGUUUACUAGUCAUCCUCUUGGCCAAGGCCUUGGCUCAGAAGCGGUUCCGCUCUCUUCAGGAGGUCACUGCCACCAGCAGUACCUCCACAGCGACCACCACCAGUGACCCCUGCAUACUGGCACAAACUGCAUGUGACUGUGCAGAUGGUGGAAUCUGUGGAUGGAGUGCCUUCGCUGAUGGAGGUGGUAUUUGCCAUAAUCGAGGUAGACCUACGGAAAUCGAUUGCUUUCUUUGCGAGAGGCAGCAGAAAUGUGCUUCGACGAUGUGCCCUCAAAUGGACAAUGCCUGCACCUGUGCAGCAGCUGCGGGUUGUGCUUGGGACAUGGGUUUCGGUCAAUGUGUCGCUUCCACCGAAGCCACGGACUGCCGUGCUUGUCCCUCACGUGCGGGGUGUGACUUGGACCCACCGGUGCUCUUCCAGAAUGGCUUCAGCCCUGCGAAUGGAGGCUCCCACAGCUCCGGCUCUGAUCUGCGGAUUGUCUUGCAGUUUAACAAGGUAGUGACCUGGUGUCCUGGCACCGUCAUGGACGAGGUGGUUCCACGGACGUACAUGCAGUUCUCCACUGCAUCCUUGACCAUUGAUAUGUCUUGGUACUUGUCUCAAGUAGCUCUGGAAAGCGAAAGUUUCCAGCUACUGGACGAAGUCGGCCCCACUCUGGUGAACUUUGAUCCUGACAGCAUGUCUGUCCCAGUGCCGCUGGACGGCUCGGUGAAUCUGCUGUGGAGUGAGCCGAUUAUCCUGACGCUUGGCGAACGAACUGUGGACAACACGGGUGCGACCACCGUGGUACAGAGCUUUUCCAUCCCGCUGAAGGAGCCCGAAGCGGAGAUCAUCUCAUCUUCCCUGCUGAGGAUUUAUUUGAAUGGCCUCCUCAGGACUUGGCUGGAAACUUGGGGGGAAGGCCUUCCUGCACAGGCCUUCAAUUUCCGCGCGGCAACUGCAGGAACGGUCCCAUCGACCCAAGUUCCAACCAGUAGCAAUGCUGUGGGAAUCGUGAUCUUGGUUGUUUGCGUGACUGUCUUUUGCAUCCUCGCGGGCGGGAUUGGGCUGGUGAAGCUCUGUCGCUCACACGCGGAUGCCUUACAUAGCUUUAUGCCAAAGAUGCCUAAACCAAAAGCACGCAACCCAAGCCGUGCAGUGGAGCCUUCCCAAACGGACACCAAAGCUCAAUUUGCAGCAGUCGCUGCUGCAGCAGAGAAUGCUGCGUACCGUGCGGCUGCCGCAGCCGAGCGCUUGCGCGGAGACGAUGACACAAAGCCUGCCACAAGUGCAAGUGCUUCGUGGGCGCAACGACCGAGCAAGGCUCCCAGCGCAAACCCAAAGGCUGGACCCAAAGUUCAUCCAGAGAGAGAUGGCUUCAAUGCUGGCCGUGCACGGAGAUCAACGGCGCCCACUGGAGAGAGCCAAGGUCUUACUUCAUAUCACUUGCUGCAGGCCCGGGACAUGGGGGGCAACGAAAGCAACAAGGCUCCUCCGCCGGAGAGCAACUUGCCUCCAGAGGUGAAGGCAGUUGAAAAGAAAUUGCACGAUCUAAUGGACGAACCUAUUGCCACCAGACGGAAGCUCUUCAAGGACGGGGCGGCAAGGCCUCGUGAGCUAAAGCGCUUAGAGAAAGAGUUGCAGGAUAUUCGCGCUCUUGCGAAAGAUGGGAAGGAGGCUCAGGUAUCAGCAGAUUCUGUUGAGAAUGACCUCACACAUUGGAAGGCUUGGCUGAAGGGUUGGUUGGCAACCCUGGCCUUUGCGCGACAGUUGAAGCAGAGCAAAGCCUUCCAGGCCCAAGUUCGAGUCGAUGAGCUCCUGAAGGAAUACUCCGAAGAACGGGACAAAAAGCGUGCUGCUCUGGAUCAGGCCUUUACUCCAGAUGAGGUCGAUUUCUCCGCAUCCAAAGCCUUCGACUAUGACCGAUCUGUGAACUACUAUGAGGUCUUAGGUAUUGACGAAUACGAGCCUUUGGACGAAGUGAAUCGCGCUUACAAGCGGCUCUCCCUCGUCUAUCAUCCUGACAAGACGAAGGGAAUGUCCUCACAGCAGCAGCAGGACUACGAGACCAUUUUCAUCUCGGUGAAGAAUGCCCAUCUUGUCCUAGGCGACCAGGCCACCCGACGGCAGUACGACAAGGACCGAGAUCAUGAUCGAGCAAAAGAGCUAGUCAGUGGCGUUAAGGCCCAAAAAUCCCAACAUGUUGACCUCACAGAGGUGCUGAAACGCAUCAGUGAGAUGCAAAGGCCUCCUGGGAAGAAUGUGGAGGUGACUCUGCAAAUGGAGUUGGAGCACUUCUUCUAUGGUGUACACAAAGUGAUUCCAAGGAACCGACGCGUCAAAGACUUCUACGCGGGUAUGGUGACACAGGAGCAUUUGUACCGACUUCAUGUGGAACGAGGGGCUGCAGAACCGGUGGAGAUCUCCUUCAAGGUCACUGGCCGAAGUUCCUGGGGCGGGGAUCACGGACACGGUUUCAGGAGCAAGGAGAUCACAAUGCUGAUGCUCGCCCUGACACUGUGA
This is a messenger RNA of Durusdinium trenchii, 2517 nucleotides long. The record is from the annotation of a GenBank genome assembly. Lineage: Eukaryota; Dinophyceae; Suessiales; Symbiodiniaceae.